AUGCGCACUUUUACAUCUCUUUCCUUAAUCACGGGGGAUCACCUAAUACCCACAGUCCACCCGUUUCGCAACCCAACAAACGACUCGAGAUCUUUCCGAAAGAAUUGCGCUAGCCGUAACCAAGGCCCGGGUGAGUUCUUUCAGAUUCAGCUUCCCCAUCAGUUUAUAACGAGUCUCAGUACAUUCAGGGUGCAGUUUGAGCUAAUACAUCGAGAUGUAUUUAGCGAUAUACCUCCAGAACCUUUUAUUCCACCGCGACGAGAUAUGAAAGAACUCAAUCCUCGAUCGUGGGAAUCGCUGGAUGAUAUUGGCGCCCAUAGUUCUGUCAUUGAUUUCAUUUGCGAUCUUAGUCUAGACGUUGGAAGGCCAGGUCCUAGAAGUGUCGACACAGUCCCGCCUGAAUUUACUUAA
Messenger RNA from Ascochyta rabiei, 411 nucleotides. RefSeq lists its product as uncharacterized. The transcript has a single exon. Lineage: Eukaryota; Fungi; Ascomycota; Dothideomycetes; Pleosporales; Didymellaceae. Bases 1 to 411 code for a protein of 136 amino acids. The record is from RefSeq and is a predicted model, not a curated record.